Molecule: messenger RNA, 2725 nt
Organism: Phragmites australis (common reed)
Lineage: Eukaryota; Viridiplantae; Streptophyta; Magnoliopsida; Poales; Poaceae
Product: cell division control protein 48 homolog C
Exons: 10
Coding region: 78-2375 (765 amino acids)
Biological process (GO): ribosome biogenesis
Cellular component (GO): nucleus
Molecular function (GO): ATP binding; RNA binding; ATP hydrolysis activity
Source: RefSeq, a predicted model, not a curated record
CCCGCCUUCUAAAUAAAACCGGCACCAAUUCCUCGGCCCCAAACCCUAGCCGCCGCCGCCGCCGCCGCCGCCCGCCGAUGGGGAAGCGCCCGCGUCAUGGGGGCGCCGGCCGGUCCCAAUUGGCGUCCUUCGAGUGGAAACUCCGCCGCCUCAUUCUGAAUGGCGGUCUCGCCGUCUCCGGCUCCUCCGCCGAGGACGUCGCCAACACCCUCCGCAUCCACCACCCCGAGCUCCGCCGCCAGAAGCUCGACCCCUUCACCGCCGCCGUCCGCCGCGCCCUAUCCUCACUCCCUUCCCCCUCCCCCUCCGGAUCCGACGACGACGACUCCUCCACCUCUCGCCGCCGCCGCCACGACGCCCACGCCAGCACCUCCUCCUCCACCUCCGUCUCCGAAGAGGCCGCCCACCCGCCGCCUUCCCCUGCCUUCGACGUCACCAAGUCCAUGCUUCGCUCCCAGUACGCCUCCCAGACGCCCAAACGGAACCCCGGUACUAACCAACAGCUGGAGAUUGAGGUGACCGCAGAGAAGGCACGCCGACUCAUCACAUCCGAUGGUGGAGACGGCGGCGAUGCCAAGCCAGAGGCCCCAGCUACUGCAGGAGUUGUCAGAGGGGAGAAGGGGCCACGGUUUGCUGAUCUCGGAGGGAUGGAAGCGGUGAUAGAGGAGCUGAUGAUGGAAGUGGUGGUGCCCCUGUGCCAUCCAGAGCUGCCACAGCGCCUUGGGGUUAGGCCUGUUGCUGGGCUGCUGCUGCACGGGCCGCCUGGUUGCGGGAAGACCACCCUCGCACAUGCCAUUGCCAAUGAGACUGGUGUGCCGUUCUACAAGAUCUCGGCACCUGAGGUUGUAUCUGGGGUAUCUGGAGCUUCUGAGGAAAAUAUCAGGGGCUUAUUUCAGAAGGCCUAUAGGACUGCUCCCUCAAUUGUAUUCAUUGAUGAGAUAGAUGCAAUUGCAUCCAAGAGGGAGAGUCUGCAACGAGAGAUGGAGCGACGGAUAGUUACUCAAUUAAUGACAUGCAUGGAUGAAUUCCAUCAGAAUAUUGGAUCGGGUGGCGCUGAUUUGGAUGGAGAAUCAUCUGAAAAGAAACCUGGUUAUGUUAUUGUCAUUGGAGCUACGAAUAGGCCUGAUGCUGUGGACCAAGCUCUGCGAAGGCCAGGAAGGUUUGAUCGAGAAAUAUCUCUUGGUGUUCCAGAUGAGAAUGCACGAAAACAGAUACUGAAGAUGCUUACUCAGAACCUUCGACUUGAAGGCGAAUUUGACUUGUUCAAGAUAGCAAGGGCCACACCAGGUUUUGUUGGUGCUGACUUGAAGGCAUUAGUGGACAAAGCAGGGAAUCUAGCAAUGAAGAGAAUAAUUGAUAAAAGAAGAGUUCAAUAUUGUCGUGAGCAUGACGGAAAUAGCAAGCAUGACUGGUGGAGAAAACCUUGGGAGGCAGAUGAGGUGGAGAGCCUACAUAUUAUCAUGGAUGACUUUGAGGAAGCAACAAAAAUGGUUCAACCAUCUUUGAGAAGAGAAGGAUUUUCUUCUGUCCCUGAUGUCACAUGGGAUGAUGUUGGAGGUCUCGAUUCAUUACGGAAAGAGUUUGACCGCUGCAUUGUUCGAUGUAUCAAGCACCCUGAAGAUUAUGAGGUAUUUGGAGUGAAUAUGCAAGCUGGCUUCAUGCUGUUUGGACCUCCGGGUUGUGGGAAAACACUAAUAGCAAAAGCAGUGGCGAAUGAGGCAGGGGCUAAUUUUAUUCAUAUUAAGGGGCCUGAGCUAUUGAACAAGUACGUUGGGGAGAGUGAAUCAGAAGUUAGGAAAAUAUUUACUCGUGCACGUACUAACUCCCCAUGCAUCCUGUUUUUUGAUGAGAUAGAUGCUUUGACAACAAAAAGAGGGAAAGAGGGAGGAUGGGUGGUUGAGCGUCUAUUAAAUCAGUUACUUAUUGAACUCGAUGGCGCUGAUCAACGCCAAGGUGUGUAUGUGAUAGGAGCUACAAACAGAAUUGAUGUGAUAGAUGAUGCUGUUCUACGGCCUGGUAGAUUCGGGAAAAAACAUUAUGUGCCUUUACCUUGUGCUGAUGAGCGAGUUUCCAUACUAAAAGCACAUGCUAGAAACAAACCCAUCUCAUCUGGUGUUGAUUUGGAUGCACUGGCACGUCGAAAAGAGUGCAACGAUCUCACUGGUGCCGACCUAGCAUCACUGGUGAAUGAAGCAGCCAUGGCAGCGUUGGAAGAGAGAUUGGAAUUCAUUGAGAAUGGGACAUCGUCAAUGAGUUCCUCUUGUUUGAUUGAGCUCUCACACUUUGUAAGGGCUCUAUCGAAGGUGAAGCCAUCAGUAUCCGAACAGCAAAGGAAAUAUUACGAGGUGUUGUCCAAGAGAUACUCCUCAAACUGAUCUAUCACCAUGUCUCCAUCUUGGUGUGUGUGUAUGAGAACCCUUUGCAAAUGUAUGUCCGCGUACCAUGUUUUCCGCGGUUCCUUGCCAGUGUCGCUAUGCACAAAGAUGGUUCUUCAGGGAGUGCACCACCACCAGCAUACAUUUCUGAAGUGCGUAAUCUGGUGUUAACAUAGGGAAUGAGGGCUAGCUGCUGCGGGAGGCAGAUUGAAUUCUGCUUCCCUUGCAAUCAAUUUUGGUUUUGCUUAUUUGUACCGACUUUGGCCUACUGGCAGUUCUGUAUGACCUGAACAUACAUGAAUGAGUGUACUACAAUCAUGCUUGAAGUAUAGCAAAUUAAUUUUUUGUCA